AUGGUCAGUGUUCGAUCCAUGAUAGUCCAUCCAGACGGCGCCAUCCUUGUCGACAUAGCCGUCCAUGAGGAGGGUGUCCGCAGGGUUCUGCGCCAGUACGGGCCUACCGGCUUCUUUCCCAUGAGCAAUGAUGAUCCGGUGGUUCUCUUACAACCCGCCGAAACAAUAGAAGGUAAGCAGAUUGCUGCUUAUGAGGAUAUAUUGGAGAGGUAUUGUCGUUAUCUUCGUGAGAAAUGCCAUCUCCUUGGCUCUAUGGCCGAAGUCUGGGUUGCUGAAAGGCUGGCUGGAAUUGAAAAUCAUUUGUCGGUCCUUAAUCUAAACCUUCCAGAGGUGAGAAGCCUCCCUGUUCCUCGUUAUGUUCUAAUUCUGCAGGACCGUACGAAUCCGCUGUCCAAAAUACCAAAGCCACCCUAG
Messenger RNA from Aspergillus caelatus, 414 nucleotides. RefSeq lists its product as uncharacterized. Bases 1 to 414 code for a protein of 137 amino acids. NCBI's taxonomy places the organism in Eukaryota, Fungi, Ascomycota, Eurotiomycetes, Eurotiales, Aspergillaceae. The transcript has 2 exons. The record is from RefSeq and is a predicted model, not a curated record.